UUUUUUUUUUUUUUAUUUUUCAUUUCCCCCCUUCUAUUCCUUUUACUUUUCUUUCUUUUUCUUGAUACCAAUCUUAUUUACUUGACCUAUACGUUUUGGUUAUCAUCCUCUUUUUUAUAUUUUCUUUUUUUUUUUCAUCAUAUACAUACACACCAAUAAAGAUGCAUUCUUCUUGGACCUCCAAUUUGGAAGCAAAAGUGGUAAUUCUUGGUAGUCAAGGUGUAGGGAAGACUUCACUUGUAGUACGUUACAUCUCCAAAACGUUUGCACCUAAUUCUACUUCUACUAUAGGUGCUUCCUUUAUGACUAAGAAACUUACUGUGGACAAUUGCAAAGUACAUCUUCAAAUAUGGGAUACUGCUGGGCAAGAACGUUUUCGAGCCAUGUCAAAACUUUAUUAUAGAGGUGCACAGGCGGCUUUACUAGUAUAUGAUAUCACAUCUCAAGAAAGUUUUCAAGAAUUACACUCUUGGAUAGAAGAACUCAAAAGAAAUAUGAGUGAUGAAUUGGUGAUGGUUGUCGUAGCAAAUAAAAUAGAUUUGGCAUCACGUCGAGAAGUAACACUGGAACAAGCACGAGAAUAUGUCACGCGCGUUCUUGGUCCGGAUACAUUAUUAUAUGAAGUCUCCGCCAAAGAAGAUGAUGGUGCAAUUGAUGAUAUUUUUUUGAACUUGACAAGAAACCUGGUGGAUAGAAAACAAUACCUUCCUCGUGAUAAAAGACGACCCCCUCCUAUGAAUAUCAUUGAAGCUGAUCCACCUAGCAAACCUUCCUCUUGUUGCGGCAUCUUUUAGAUAUAUACAAAUUCAUUAUACCUUUUUUUUUUUUAUAUUAUUGUUCACUUUUACUAUUGUGCAACCCUUUUAUCUAUCUUUUGAAUAAAAAUAGUUUGUUAGAUUUUAUCACUCAUCAUGAUUAACUUGAACCGGGCUUUUAAAUAGAGUAUAAACUCGUCGUCACGGCAACUGUGCUUUGAAAGGGUUUUCA
Molecule: messenger RNA, 987 nt
Organism: Halteromyces radiatus
Lineage: Eukaryota; Fungi; Mucoromycota; Mucoromycetes; Mucorales; Cunninghamellaceae
Product: ras-like GTP-binding protein RYL2
Exons: 6
Coding region: 162-794 (210 amino acids)
Molecular function (GO): GTPase activity; GTP binding
Source: RefSeq, a predicted model, not a curated record